This is a messenger RNA of Microplitis demolitor, 982 nucleotides long. RefSeq names its product 28S ribosomal protein S15, mitochondrial (gene bonsai). Gene Ontology annotation, biological process: translation. The coding region runs from base 148 to 954 and encodes 268 amino acids. Gene Ontology annotation, molecular function: structural constituent of ribosome. The record is from RefSeq and is a predicted model, not a curated record. Gene Ontology annotation, cellular component: ribosome. The transcript has 4 exons. NCBI's taxonomy places the organism in Eukaryota, Metazoa, Arthropoda, Insecta, Hymenoptera, Braconidae.
GCGCCAUUUUUUCGUGAAUUAUCAUUGUUAUAUAUUUUUAACCAUAACAAAGUUAAAUAAUAAAUAUAUUUAAAAAUUUAAAAAAAGUAAUUAAAAAUAAAUCCUAGAGUCCAAGUUGUUGAUUGUUAAUAAAUUUACCAUAAAAUAAUGAGCAUGCUAUGGAAUAGCAUUAAACCUGUCAACAAUUUAAUUAAAAAUGUACCAAAAGUAUCGGCGAGAUUUAAAGUGUCAUUUAAAUCAGACUUAAAAAUAACUUGGACCCGGCCCGAAAAAGUACCCAGUACUGAUCCAUCUAAAAGUUGUGAUCUUGGAUUGGACCACCAAACCAAAGGGACUGAAUACUCUCGCUGGUUCAGUCAGUCCAAAGAAUUACAAGAUGCCGAUGAAAUAGUUAAAAAAUUAUGUACACUUGAUUAUUUACCUAUAAAAAAGACUGAAGAAGUUAAUCGCGAAAAAACAAUAGGGCUUGUCAAAAGACAUGAAUCUGACCGUGGUUCCAUGGAAGUUCAAAUUGCUGCAAUGACCAGCGAAAUACUUUACCUCCAGGAAUACCUGACCCGGUUUCCCCGCAACAAAGUAACCAAACACUUUUUAAAAGAACUAAUAGACAAACGGCGAAAGUGCUUGGGCAGGUUACGGAAGUGGGAUUACCGUCGAUUCGAGUGGAUUCUGGAGAAAAUGAAUCUGUUGUUCAAACCUCACCCACCUCUAUAUCACCGGGUCGAGCGAAAAGCUUCGAUGCGUAAAUUGACGGCCACUCACUGUGAUAAAAUAGUCCAAGAAAAGUUAACAAACUAUCGAAAAGAGCUCGAAGCUCAGCAGAAAAUAUUUUUCAAAGAGAAAGCCGACAAACUGGCAUUUAUUCGCUCUGAAGAAAUAGCUUGCGGGCUGAUUCCUAGUGUUACUGAAGAAGAAAUAGCUGCUGCGCGUGAGAAAGCAAAACAAUUUGAAUAAAUAUAUUUAAUAAAUUUUUAAAAACACA